AAGCAAAUAUAUCAGAAUGCAGUCGUUUUUAAUCCUCCGCAUAGCACAGUCUACAAGGAGGCACAGGCAUUCCAGGAGCUCUUUGUUACCGUGCUUCAAGCAAUUCGUGACAAUAUCAUUAUUCCGCCACCUCAGGUCCCCCAAGAGAUGUAUACGCCCUCAUUGGCUUCCCUGUCUAAGCCGGGGUAUGUGAUAACACGCUCAUUACUGCAGGCAUUGUGAAUGUUUGAAUAGAUUAUGAUGUUUUUAUUGCUUUCUAGCAUCGCCAAUACCCAUUAUUGAGUUCAAAAUUACUACAUGAUCUCAUUUAGGCCACUCUAUCUUUUUCGAACGCAUAACGUCCGUGAGAUGGAUCGUAAAAUGACUGAUCUUUCCAUUGAAUUAUACGCAACCUUUCAUCUGCCUCUUUUGCAGAUCGCGCUGAGUUCUACACCACUAUCUCCAGAGAUGCCAAAGUUUACACGGCUAUAUAUCACUAAAAACAGGAGUUUAUUGCAUCAUUGCCGUGAUGAGCCCUAUGCGAAGAUUGCGAUCUUGGUUGAUUAUCAUGCAGGCAAGCCAUUCAUUGCCGAUGCUCAGACAACCCCUAUUGGCGUAAUAAAGCCAGGCUCGAGAGUGGUGCAGAUCAAAGCGCGUGUAAUCAUUGCCAAGCCUAUUGGGGAUCGCCAUGAGAUGGUUACUGUGGGAGAUCUCGAUUGCCCAAGUGCCUGGAUUAUGAUAGCAUGCGUCAAAAUUGUAGAUAUUGACGUGAAUGUCCCCGCCAAGUUCGAAAGAGGCACUCUAAGCAAACUUCGCCAUGAGAUAUUUGCUCUUAGCGGAAGCGCUCGACUCACUCCUGAGGAGGAGAGUGCAUUUUCUGCGGCCUUAGGAAUUGCGCCACCAAAUGUAGUUGAGCACAAGCUGGAAGAAUCUAUUGCUGAUACAGAAUCCUUGAGUCAAUCUACUGCUGUAUCGAGCCCAACAGUCCUCGCGCCUGCUUCUUCUUCCUCUUCUUCCUCAUAUGAUCAACAAUCGGCUCAAGCAGCAAAAGCGCCCACUAAGACGAUAGAUACCAUACUACCAGAAAUAAGUUUAAGCUCAUUUCGACAUGCACCUUUGGCACUGGAUAAAGAGAGCGCUGCUAAAACGGAUCCUACACAUCAAGAAUCAUCUGAGAAAUCUCCUCCUCCCCCUAUUCCUACAUCACCUUCAAUGCCUCUGAGUCACGUAAAUGUCCCACUAUCUUCAGUUCAGGCGCCCACACAAACCAUGUCUUUACCUUCAAAGGACAAACUUGCACCAAAACGGUUGGAGCUUAAUCCUGAAACAAAUCUCCAUGAAUCAGAGCUGUCGAGCGAACAAAUAUCGCUAAGAGCCCUUUCAACACGUGAGAUGCAGUUAUUACGGGAUCUAAAAGUGGUCUCUCAAGAAAAAGAUGUACCGUACGUCUCCUGGAACUCGAUUGAGCCAAGCUUGACAGUGGACUCUGCUCACGGCUUGUUUAAGAGAAUAUACCAUGUUCAAGGCGACGACAGCCUUGUCGUUCAAAACUUUAAGGAGAUGGACGCCGAGUCAUUUGAGCAACGAGUCCGUGAGGUGGCAUGCUUAUUGAAGUUGCGUGGUUUGGAAGGAGUUGGCCAGAUUCAGUCAAUCAUUGACGACGAGAGGGAGCAACUUGUUGGCCUCUCAAUGACAAAAUAUGCAUAUACACUGAAGACAUAUGCUACUAGUGCAAGGAACCCUCCGAGCGCAGAACAAAAGCUAUGUGUCAUUCGAGAUAUGGUUGCAGCACUCGCUUCUAUCCACAGCGCCGGUCUAGCCCAUCGCGACCUGAGUGAAGUUAAUAUUAUGAUUGAUGAGGAUCCAGUAGCAAAACUGGCAGAUGAAACACCUCGCCCACUAGUCCGUGUUAUUGAUUUCGGAAAAUCUGUCUUUGUUGAGCGAGAAGAGGUUAUAAAAUGGAGCAUGAAAGAAGCGGUGCCUGAGGAGGAGCUGGAUCUUCUUCCCUUAGUUGUUGUUCCACCUGAUCAUGGAUAUAAGCUCUACAGAUCGAUCCUGACGCUACCACGGUCUAAAUUUGACCAUGGACCUCUUCCACCUGUGGAUCCUCAAUUAGAAGACGUGUAUUCAAUGGGAGUCCUGAUCUGGAGAGUAUUUAGCGGCCAAUCGCCAUGGAGCGGCGUGAUUGAAGACGACCUUACGAAGAUUCGAUAUUUUGUCGGGACUGAUAAACAAAUCAGGUUCCAGUUGCAGCGUGAAGUAAUCGGGGAGAUGUCACGGGAGCUGCUGCUAAAGUGUUUGACUGCAGAUCCAGCGACACGAUGGAGUGCUCAGCAAUUGAAUGAGUGGCUUCAACGGCCGGAAGUCUUGAAAAAGCUGCUAGAAGAGUUCAAAGCCAGCGGUGGAGGGCGUAAAAAGAGGAGCACAAGGAAGGACUGAGGGGGAAACAUAAAUAGCUCCAUUUUUUAUUACUAUAAUCUUGGAGGAUAAAACUUUGGAGCGAAAUGGAGAGAACCAGAGAUAUAAGCAACCCCCAUUCAUGAUUUUUCGUUACUUUACUAGAAUAUAAUCUCAAUCAUCAAGGGACCCAUUCUUUUCUUUUUCAUUUUUUUCUUCCUUUUUUUGUUGUUUUCCCCUUUCCUUUAUUCUCGUUUCUUUUUUCUUUUUUCUUUUUUCUCUCCCUUGUUCUUUCUUUUCUUCUUAUGCAAUCCAUGUUUCUAUUAACUUGUAAUAAAAUAUAAUAUUUGGUUUAAAAU
Messenger RNA from Lobosporangium transversale, 2735 nucleotides. RefSeq names its product kinase-like domain-containing protein. Gene Ontology annotation, molecular function: protein kinase activity; ATP binding. The record is from RefSeq and is a predicted model, not a curated record. The transcript is spliced from 5 exons. Gene Ontology annotation, biological process: protein phosphorylation. Bases 298 to 2418 code for a protein of 706 amino acids. Lineage: Eukaryota; Fungi; Mortierellomycota; Mortierellomycetes; Mortierellales; Mortierellaceae.